CCAGAGGCCCGGGAGUGCGCGGCCCACGUCAGGGGAAUCGGGGAUAAAUAGGUCGCGCCAUGGCCGGGCCGGCCGCGCUCCGAGCUGCCCCGGGCGGUGCGCGCCCCCGAGGCCGAGCGCUGCUGCCAGUGCGCCAACCGCGGAGCUUAGCCAAGGUGGGGAGGGGACCUCUCUUGCAACCCCGAGGACUUGCUCCAGCUCCUCCGGCUCCUCUCGGGAGACUCGGCUGCCUAGACCCCGCGGGGCGCGGAGCGCGAAAGCAGCGCCAUGCUCCCGUGUGUCCUCGUCGCGCUGCUCCUCUGGUUGCCCCUGGCGCCCGGCGUGCGCGGUGCGCCCUGCGAGGCGGUGCGCAUUCCCAUGUGCCGCGCGAUGCCCUGGAACCUCACGCGGAUGCCCAACCACCUGCACCACAGCACGCAGGAGAACGCCGUGCUGGCCAUCGAGCAGUACGAGGAGCUGGUGGACGCCAACUGCAGCGCCGUGCUCCGCUUCUUUCUGUGCGCUAUGUACGCGCCCAUCUGCGCGCUCGAGUUCCUGCACGACCCCAUCAAGCCCUGCAAGUCUGUGUGUCAGCGCGCGCGCGACGGCUGCGAGCCGCUCAUGAAUCUCUACAACCACAGCUGGCCCGAGAGCCUGGCCUGCGACGAGCUCCCUGUCUACGACCGCGGCGUGUGCAUCUCACCUGAGGCCAUCGUCACCGACCUUCCUGAGGAUGCAAAGUGGCUAGAUGUCACCCCAGAUAUGAUGGUUCAAGAAAGGCCACUGGAUGUGGACUGCAAGCGCCUCAGCCCUGAUCGGUGCAAGUGUAAAAAAGUGAAGCCAACUUUGGCAACGUACCUGAGCAAGAACUACAGCUAUGUUAUUCAUGCCAAAAUCAAGGCCGUGCAGAGGAGUGGCUGCAGUGAAGUCACCACGGUGGUGGACGUCAAAGAGAUCUUCAAGUCCUCAUCCCCCAUCCCGCGGACACAAGUCCCACUUAUCACGAAUUCCUCCUGCCAGUGUCCUCACAUCCUGCCGCAUCAAGACGUCCUCAUCAUGUGUUAUGAGUGGCGCUCAAGGAUGAUGCUUCUUGAAAAUUGCUUAGUAGAAAAAUGGAGGGACCAACUUAGUAAAAGAUCCAUACAGUGGGAAGAGAGGCUUCAGGAGCAGCGAAGAACAGUUCAGGACAAGAAGCGAACAGCUGGACGCACAAGUCGUAGUAACCCACCCAAGCCAAAGGGAAAGCCUCCUGCUCCGAAACUCACCAGCCCUAAGAAGAACAUUAAAGCUAGAAGCGCACAAAGGAAGACAAACUCGAAGAGAGUGUAACUAACUGCCUUCAGCAAUGGAGAUUUCCUGAUGGCCUGAGGCCAGGCCUUGCCUGGGACAGCCCAUGGAAGGCUACACGCGCCUUGCCUUACGGAUUUAAGCAGUCCUGUUCAUAGAUACAUCUUGCAGCAUUCUAUAUAAUGGUUUGCUUCCAUUUUUCCUUUUAACCCAGUACAAGUCAUAUGGGUGGUUGGCACACUGCCAUGGCAGGUGUAAUAAUUAAAGCUGGUAGAAAACAUUUUGGGGUGUGGAGUGGCCUGGUGCAUACCCUUUUGGCCUACAUGUAGGAGAAAUAGGCUUUUGUUUUUACUGUUUGACCUAAUAUGUGCAUUGUAAAAUUAAUGCCAUAUUUGAAAGAAAACACUUUUUUUAAAAGAAAUAUUUUAUUUCCAUUUGACUUUCUCUUAGAACAUUAAUAUGUUAAAAUGUGACUGAAAAUAUAAUGAUUCUGAUGAGAGCGAGAGAAAUGAACAUUGAUGAGAACUUUAUAUGUUUAUUAUCUAUGGAAGGAAUGGGAACUUUUGAAAAAUCUGGAGAGUAGGAUGUGAAAAUUGUAAUGAGUGUUUGUCAGAAGACUUUCAGCUCUGUUUUUAGUUAGAAAUGCUAAAAACUAAAACAAUAGUGACAAAUAAA
This is a messenger RNA of Octodon degus (degu), 1941 nucleotides long. It is a transcript of the gene Sfrp4, whose product is annotated as secreted frizzled related protein 4. Gene Ontology annotation, cellular component: cytoplasm. Gene Ontology annotation, molecular function: Wnt-protein binding. Gene Ontology annotation, biological process: canonical Wnt signaling pathway; non-canonical Wnt signaling pathway. The transcript has 6 exons. The coding region runs from base 268 to 1308 and encodes 346 amino acids. The record is from RefSeq and is a predicted model, not a curated record. Lineage: Eukaryota; Metazoa; Chordata; Mammalia; Rodentia; Octodontidae.